UGCACUUCACCUAUCAAAUAAACGAGCCGGCUACCGUCUCCGCCUGGUCUCGCAGUCACUGUCAAUAUCGGCGGCGCCCGUAUCAACAUCAACUUAAACGGACAAACCAGCGGCGGCCGCGAAGCAUCGCCAGAGGCAAAGCCUGGCUGUUAGUCAGACACGCGUGGCUCGUUAAAUCUGAUGGAUUAAUUUCGGGCAAUACUGACAGGAAAGGAUCCAAAAAAACUCUGAAAGUUAGCAAGGACCAGAAAGGACGGUCUUCCGUUUACUUCUUGUUUGGAAGAAUAACAUAAAAGGACGAGGAAAUGGCAUUCGACGAGCUACUGGUGCACCUGGGCGAAUUCGGCCGUUACCAGAAGCGCAUUUAUCUUCUGCUCUGCCUGCCCGCGAUCUCAUGCGCGCUCCAUAAGCUGGCCUGGGUUUUCCUGGCCGCCAGGGCGCCGCACCGCUGCUUGAUGCCCUUCGAGUCCGCGGAAAACGCCACCUUUAAAAACAUCGAUGGCUUCCCAAGGAACAUGACCCUUCCGAUUGACUCGCUCACCGGAGACUGGUCCCAGUGCGAGCGGCUCGACUCCAACUUCACCGAUGAAUACUUUGAAGGAAUGGUGCCUGCCACGAAGCACGUGCCCUGCGACAACUACGUCUUUGACCACUCCAAAUACUUGUCCAGUGCUGUUUUUGAGUGGAGUCUUGUUUGCGACAAGGCUUGGAUCAGAUCUGGCGCAGACACGAUAUUUAUGCUCGGCGUGCUGAUAGGCUCCAUCCUGUUUGGCUACCUCUCUGACAGAUAUGGCCGGCGACCAAUUUUCUUCUUUUCGUUGGUACUUCAAGUGUCUAGCGGCAUACUCGCUGGAUUGGCUCCGGAGUAUUUCAGUUUUGUGUUUGCUCGGAUGACCAUUGGAGCCACAACGUCUGGCGUUUUCUUAGUUGCAUACGUUAUCGGAAUGGAAAUGGUUGGACCCUCUAAGCGGUUUUACGCUGGUGUCGUGGUUCAGUAUUUUUUCACCCUUGGCUACAUGAUGACUGCCCUUUUUGCUUACCUCAUCACCGACUGGAGACAACUGCAAAUCGCACUCUCACUGCCAGGACUGCUUUUCCUUCUGUAUUGGUGGUUUGUGCCCGAGUCUGCCCGCUGGUUGCUUACUAAAGGUCGCGAGGAAGAAGCGAGGCAGGUGCUAAAGAACGCUGCAAAGGAGAACCAAGUGGAUUUGCCAGACGAGAUGCUGGACAAAUUCCUUAAUGAAGGCGAUGAAAAGGUCAAGCCUGUCCAAACUGGCUCUCUGCUCGAUCUGCUCCGCUACCCAAAUCUCCGCCGCAAAACCUUCAUUAUUCUCUUCCUAUGGUUUGUCAACAGCGGCUCCUACUAUGGCUUGUCUUGGAACACGUCCAAUCUUGGUGGCAACGACUACUUAAACUUCUUCAUUUCGGGUGCCGUAGAAGUUCCUGCUUAUACAUUCCUCCUGUUUGCGCUGAAUCGCUUCGGCCGCAAGCUGACUCUCUGCGGCUCCAUGCUCGCUGGAGGCAUUGCCCUCUUGCUCUCCGCUGUGGUCCCUAGCGGUGAGUCUUGGCUGCUGAUCACACUCGCAAUGUUUGGUAAAAUGGCCAUCACCGCCUCGUAUGGAGCCGUCUACAUAUUUUCUGCCGAGCAAUUCCCAACGGUAAUUCGAAACGUGGCCAUCGGAAUCAGCUCUACUGCUGCACGUGUCGGAGGAAUGCUGGCACCUUUCGUCAACCAGCUGGCGGACAUUUGGCGACCAUUGCCUUUGAUUUUAAUUGGGGCACUGGCCUUCACCGCAGGAUUAAUGUCCCUACUUUUGCCGGAAACUUUAAACAAAAAGCUCCCAGAGACCAUCGAAGAUGGGGAGGAUUUCGGAAAGAGAGCCAAAACGGAAGCAACCGACGGGAAUAACGUGGAAAUGUAAUACUAGUCAAGACAUUGUGUAAAGUGACCUCGUCAUCGUCUUGAUUUGCGGAGCCAAAUAUUUACAAUGGACUAUUUGUUACAGUUUUUCUUUAUCUUGGACUUUUAUAUUUUACUUCUAUAUGUUCUGCACAUUGAUCUUUUCACUUUAGUGUGAAUCUCAUGAUUUUUAAUUGACAUGAUAAUGCACUGUAGCUUUUGAUAUGGAAUUUGGUCUUUGAAAAUUGUAUUUGCAUGAUUGAAUUAUAGAAUAAAUUAAGCUCGCCUUUAUCAUCCA
Molecule: messenger RNA, 2198 nt
Organism: Cloeon dipterum
Lineage: Eukaryota; Metazoa; Arthropoda; Insecta; Ephemeroptera; Baetidae
Product: organic cation transporter protein-like
Exons: 10
Coding region: 306-1922 (538 amino acids)
Biological process (GO): transmembrane transport
Cellular component (GO): membrane
Molecular function (GO): transmembrane transporter activity
Source: RefSeq, a predicted model, not a curated record